Molecule: messenger RNA, 653 nt
Organism: Gossypium arboreum
Lineage: Eukaryota; Viridiplantae; Streptophyta; Magnoliopsida; Malvales; Malvaceae
Product: flowering-promoting factor 1-like protein 3
Exons: 1
Coding region: 146-487 (113 amino acids)
Biological process (GO): regulation of flower development
Source: RefSeq, a predicted model, not a curated record
AAUUUAAUAGCCUUUUUUUUUUCUUCUAUUUCUCUCUCAAGGCCUCGUUUCAACUCACUUACACAUAUGUGUGUAUAUAUACCUUACAAUCCCAUUCACCUCCCAUGUAUCACUUCCUUAAGAGCCUUUGUUAAAAAAAAUAAGAAUGUCAGGUGUUUGGGUUUUCAAGAACGGUGUGGUUCGUCUGGUAGAGAAUCCUGGGGCGGAGCCAUUGGAUGGUAACCGUCAAGGUUCGAGUAGUGCACGUCGCAAGGUGCUCGUACAUGUUCCUUCCAACGAAGUGAUCACUUGCUAUGAAGAUCUUGAGUCUAAGCUAUUGUCUCUUGGGUGGGAGAGGUACUAUGAUGACCCUGAUCUUCUUCAAUUUCACAAACGGUCCACGGUCCAUCUGAUCUCUCUCCCUAGAGAUUUCAACAAGUUCAAGUCCAUUCACAUGUACGAUAUCGUUGUCAAAAAUCGAAACAUGUUUGAAGUUAGGGAUAUGUAAAAAUGUAGUGUGUGCUUGUAAUAGCGCACUCUACUUUGUCUUAAAAUUCAUCUAUCUUUACUUGUUUGGUUUUUUUUAUGUUAUGCAUUUGUUUUUAAGAUUAUAGUAUUGUGAUACAUGGGUUUUAGUUUUCAAAAUAGAUCAAUAUAUAUAAUUGUUGUCGCUA